CGGCGGCCGCGCUGCUCCCGCUCCUCUGCCUCCCCAUGGAUAUGCACUGCAAAGCAGACCCCUUCUCCGCGAUGCACCCAGGGCACGGGGGUGUGAACCAGCUCGGGGGGGUGUUUGUGAACGGCCGGCCCCUACCCGACGUGGUGAGGCAGCGCAUCGUGGAGCUGGCCCACCAGGGUGUGCGGCCCUGUGACAUCUCCCGGCAGCUGCGGGUCAGCCAUGGCUGUGUCAGCAAAAUCCUGGGCAGGUACUACGAGACUGGCAGCAUCAAGCCUGGAGUGAUUGGCGGUUCCAAGCCCAAGGUGGCAACGCCCAAAGUGGUGGACAAGAUUGCUGAAUACAAGCGGCAGAACCCGACUAUGUUCGCCUGGGAGAUCCGUGACCGGCUGCUAGCUGAGGGCAUCUGCGACAAUGACACAGUGCCCAGCGUCUCAUCCAUCAACAGGAUCAUUCGGACCAAAGUUCAGCAGCCUUUCCACCCAACACCGGAUGGCGCAGGGACAGGAGUGACUGCCCCUGGCCACACCAUCGUUCCCAGCACGGCCUCCCCUCCCGUUUCCAGCGCCUCUAAUGACCCAGUGGGAUCCUACUCCAUCAAUGGGAUCCUGGGGAUUCCUCGCUCCAAUGGUGAGAAGAGGAAACGUGAUGAAGUCGAGGUAUACCCUGAUCCUGCCCACAUUAGAGGAGGUGGAGGUUUGCAUCUGGUCUGGACUUUAAGAGAUGUGUCCGAGGGCUCUGUCCCUAAUGGAGACUCCCAGAGCGGUGUGGACAGUUUGCGGAAGCACCUGCGAGCCGACACCUUCACCCAGCAGCAGCUGGAAGCUUUGGAUCGGGUCUUUGAACGACCUUCCUAUCCAGAUGUCUUCCAGGCAUCAGAGCACAUCAAAUCAGAACAGGGGAAUGAGUACUCUCUCCCGGCCCUGACCCCUGGGCUUGAUGAAGUCAAGUCAGGUCUCUCUGCAUCCGCCAACCCCGAGCUGGGCAGCAAUGUGUCAGGCACACAGACAUACCCCGUCGUGACCGGUCGUGAUAUGGCGAGCACCACUCUACCUGGUUACCCCCCUCAUGUGCCCCCCACUGGCCAGGGGAGCUAUCCUACCUCCACCCUGGCAGGAAUGGUGCCUGGGAGCGAGUUCUCAGGCAACCCCUACAGCCAUCCCCAGUACACCGCCUACAACGAGGCUUGGAGAUUCAGCAACCCUGCCUUACUAAUGCCGCCCCCCGGGGCUCCGCCCCUGCCGCUGCUGCCGCUGCCUAUGACCGCCACUAGUUACCGCGGAGACCACAUCAAGCUUCAGGCAGACAGCUUCGGCCUCCACAUCGUCCCAGUCUGACCGCCCACCCCAGAGGGAGGGAGGACCGAAGCGACGAGCUGCCACUCGGCCACCGUCCCAGUCCCACCCCUCCACCUCGAGACACCCUCCCCCCUCCCCCGCAGCCCUUCACGUCACCCUGUCGAUGGCCUGACAGCACCGGUGGAGCGGCGGGUGGGACCCUCAGGCCCCCGCUCAUCGCCAGCACCGCCCGCCGCCCCUCCCUGCCUGCCUGGACCGCCUCGCCGCCCGGAAGCUCGCCCGCCUCUGGCCCGCGCGUCCGGCACGUUUCUGUGACACACAAUCAGCGUGGCCCACCCGGGGGCAGCCCGCUUCUGACGCCCGGGCGCUGGAAGGCUUCGCUGCAAAAGUUGAGCUAGGGAAACUAAGGAAAGGACUUUGUGCUGAAGGAGGAGCCGUGGUCGGAACCCCUGGGGAAACUCCUGCUCCACCCCAUCCCCUGUGCCUGCCAGGCUGACCCCGCCUUCUGUCUGCGUCCAGCCGCUGACAGUGGCACCUGGACGCGAGGAUCGGACUCGAGGGACAACGUUUGGGACGUCAGAGUUUUCCAAGGCUGGUACCCAAGGCGAGCAGACGCCAACUGAGCUCGUCCACCCUGACUGCCUAG
Molecule: messenger RNA, 1941 nt
Organism: Microtus ochrogaster (prairie vole)
Lineage: Eukaryota; Metazoa; Chordata; Mammalia; Rodentia; Cricetidae
Gene: Pax2
Product: paired box 2
Exons: 11
Coding region: 36-1334 (432 amino acids)
Source: RefSeq, a predicted model, not a curated record